Coniophora puteana RWD-64-598 SS2 is the source of this 1137-nucleotide messenger RNA. RefSeq lists its product as uncharacterized. The transcript has 7 exons. Lineage: Eukaryota; Fungi; Basidiomycota; Agaricomycetes; Boletales; Coniophoraceae. Bases 1 to 1137 code for a protein of 378 amino acids. The record is from RefSeq and is a predicted model, not a curated record.
AUGAGCGUCCACAUGCCUCAGCCCUCCUAUCCAACGCAAUCAUCAUACCCACCUCCCGGUUCAAACCCUUCACCUCACGCCUUGCCUUCAUACUCGAGCUUAGGCCCGGAAUAUGCCACCCAACCAUCUACGGGAGGCCAGGCAGACGUCUCUCCUGUUCCUUCGUCGCAAACUUACUCUGGCCGCGGCGCCCCUGACUCGCGAACAUACUUGACGCGCACACCGAGUCCUACGCCAAGCGAGCGCAAAGCCCUUGACGCCUCUUUUGGUUUCAGCAUCCAGGGAGUGAUACAGCGGGUCCGGCAUGCGGAAUCAUGGCGAGAUUACGUUUCACUUGCCGUUAUCGGAAUUUUGGUGCUCAUUGUCGUCAUGAUUGCCGUCUUCCACGAUCAAAUCAUCAGCGCACUCGAGCCUUUCGCACAUUGGAUGUACAGGACACCUGGAGGGUGGCUAAUCCCCAUCGCGAUCAUGAUCAUCCUUUCUUUCCCUCCGCUCUUCGGUCACGAGAUUGUCGCUAUGCUGUGCGGCUUUGUCUGGGGUCCAGGCAUCGGCUUCGCCAUCGUCGUUGCAGGCACGCUCAUCGGCGAGACUCUCAUGUUCCUCAUAUUCAAACAUCUGCUUCGCUCGUAUAACGAGAGGGCGCAACGCAACAACAUCACGUUUGCUGCAUUCUGCAACGUCAUACGCAAUGGUGGCUUCCGGAUUGUUCUUGCUGCACGAUACAGCGCGAUCCCACCCCAUUUCACCACCGCCGUCUUCGCUGCAUCACAGCUCGUCUUCUGGCAGUUCCUCCUCGCCGCGGUCCUUGCCCUCCCUCGCCAAUUUGCCUCCGUUUUCAUCGGCACAGAUCUCAACACCAGUGGGACCAGCGACUCCAAAACGAACAAGAUCGCGACGUACAUCGUGCUCGCCGUCGUGAUCGUUGUCUCGAUCCCGACGAUGCGUUAUAUCCGCAAGCAGAUCACCACGGAGAAGGAGAACGUCGUGUACGCGCGGCGGAAAGCAAGGCAAGCGCUCAUGAACGGAAGCGGCGAUGGGUCUGAAGCUGCUGAGCUCAAUAACUAUGGCAAAUCGGGCUUUGGUGGACAAGGCGGUGUUUCAACGAAGACUCGCGUGGAUGUCUCGAAUGUGGUGUAG